AUGCGACACCAGAUCCGGAACCAGAUCGAUUUCUAUGGCUUCUUUCCCGGUGGCUUCAAGAUCCGACACUAUCUCAGUAGAUCCGACACCAGAUCUACUGGUUUGACUGUAGGAUCUUCCGUUUGGUUGUGGGUUCGUCAAAGAUGGUGCUUGUGGGUGGAAGAUCUGGCCAGAUCUAUGGGUUUCGAACAGUGCGAGGUUAUGGCGUCUGCAGAUGCUGAGCUGGAGCGACUGCUUAAGGAGACAGGGAAACAGUUAUCGCUUCCUCAUGAUUAUUGGUACAUCAUACAUGGGUUCGACUGGUCGAGCAACUAUUUCUAUCGGCAUUUCAACAGCCUUUUGAUGUUGUGUAUUUAUGCAUACAAUUAUCAUCUUGCAUGUGUAUAUAAAGCUUAUGAUUUAAGAGACGAGGGUUCAGACUACUUAGGAAAAGUUGUCUCUAAGCCAACAACUGGAAAAGCAAUACACAUGGAUACUGUUUUUUGGUGA
Molecule: messenger RNA, 489 nt
Organism: Helianthus annuus (common sunflower)
Lineage: Eukaryota; Viridiplantae; Streptophyta; Magnoliopsida; Asterales; Asteraceae
Exons: 6
Coding region: 1-489 (162 amino acids)
Source: RefSeq, a predicted model, not a curated record